GAGCAUCAAUGCAGAAGGAGGAGCUAGAAGAAGGCCCGGCUGACAAAGCUCGCUGCGUAGAUGGCUGGUGACCAGGAAGGAGAACCUCGCUUUAGGCUUAGGGAGGAAACGGGCUCUGUAUACCUGGACGCCGCCUUCCCCUUCUCCUAACUCCCAGAGGUCCAGAGGAGCCCUUGGCUGAGGCCCUGAUGGUGCCCGAGGGCUGAAGCCUCUCCGCUUCCUUCCUGCUGCUGUUUCGGGGCUAGAGCGGUGACUGGGCAUUCUGACGGAAGGCGAGAAAGAGAUGGUCACUCCUUGAGGCGAGCGGACUAGAGGCUAAGCAGCUUAGGUCGGGUAGGGAGCUGGCAUGAGCUUCCAGUAUUGGGUAGCUGCUGCCCGGGAAAGGCCGAAGGAGGGCCGCCGCUGUCGCCUGGAGCUGCCAUUGUGUUACUGAGAAAGAGAAGACCCCCCACUUCCCUUUGGGGAAGAUGGGAAAUUGCUUGAAAUCGCCCACUUCGGAUGAUAUUUCCUUGCUGCACGAGUCCCAAUCGGACAGGGCCAGUUACGGGGAUGGGACUGAACCGGAUCAGGAGCCGCCGCCGCCAUAUCAGGAACAAGUUCCAGUUUACCAUCCAACACCUAGCCAGACCCGCCUAGCCACCCAGCUUACGGAGGAAGAACAGAUUAGAAUAGCACAACGGAUAGGCCUUAUACAGCACCUGCCAAAAGGAGUCUAUGAUCCUGGAAGAGAUGGUUCAGAGAAAAAGAUCAGAGAGUGUGUCAUCUGUAUGAUGGACUUUGUUUACGGAGACCCUAUCAGAUUUCUGCCCUGCAUGCAUAUUUACCAUCUGGACUGUAUAGAUGACUGGUUGAUGAGAUCUUUCACAUGUCCUUCUUGUAUGGAGCCCGUUGAUGCCGCAUUAUUGUCCUCUUAUGAAACUAACUGAGCCAGAGUGUCUCUUCUGACCUGUCAAGAAAACAUCAUUUUUAAUGGAUUAUACCUAUUGUUCUACCCAAAGAACCAGUGAUUAGUAAACAAAACCAUGCACCCAAAACGUUCAUUUCCUUAUAAGACAAUAAUUUACAACUAGCUGCAGGUAAUUGAUAAUGAGAGGGAGGAAGAGACAUCUUUUAGGAAAUACAUAGGAUGCUAUUUUUAUGUAAAGCCUUGAUCCAGUACUUAAAAAUAGUUUUACUCUUCAUGAAAGCCUGCUAGCACACCCACCCAGAGGAGUUGUGUGGAGGGUAAUAGUAGAUGCUAAAUAUUAAAUUGUGUGGACUGAAAUUAGCAAGCUACUCUGCUCAAGCAUCAUUGACUCACACAAGAGUACUGCCAUGGGAAAAUGUAUUUGGAGAGCAGAAGCAGUGUGAGAUACAUACAUGUACUUGACGAAAGAGAAAGAGAUACCAAAACAUCCUUUUCUCUUAAAGAAAAGGGUCUGUCUGCUCAGAUUGCUCACAGGUUUCUGGUAUUUGGGUCAAUGUUCUAUUUACAAAAAAAAAAAAAAAAAAUCCUACAUUUUUAUAACACUGGCACAAAAAUAGUUUUAAGCUUGUUUGCACAAUUCUUUUUUUAUCCAUUGGAAAUGGAAUCCAUUUUGCCUUAGGUCUUUUUAAAUAGCAUAUUCUUAUGUUUGGGCUGGCUCUAUGCUUGAAAAUCAGUUUAUUUAUAACCUGUUGUACAAGUACUAUAUGUUGUUUGCAGGUAGGAUUCUGUGGACUUCAAAAAUAUGUCCUAGCUUAUAAGCAAAUGUGAGAUGCACUAUCUCUUUUGUAUAUGUGGCAUUCUAAGGUUGAGGUAUUAAAGAAAAAUCAGAAAACAAACCAGGGUUUUGCCUCUCUAGGCUUUUCUUUCCCUGCCUCAUUUUUUUGCCUAAAGUUUGCUGGAUUCAGACACCAAGAUCAGUGUUGUUAUUGACAGGUAAAGGCAGAGAAUGGUGAACAUGGAAGCAUGCUAAAAGAUCACCUAUAUCACAAAAUUUGUUUAAAUAGCCUUCUUACAGCAAGUAUUACAUGGAACCAUAUAAAAAGGAUACUGCAUCUCUCAUUCUUGUAGUUCUUAGAUUUGAAAGACCAGACUGUGUCCCAGUCUAUGUAAUCAAUGUAUCUUGUAUUUUGUUGGCUGGCAAAGCAGUCUGUCAAGCAGGUGUUAAAUAAUCUAUAUGUUUUGUACAAAAUUGCAAAAAAUUGUAUUUGGCACCGAAUUACAUAGGACUGAUCAAGUGAGUGAACUGCAGCUGGGAAGGGCUGUUUCAAGUAUUUGUAUGUCUGAAAUGACCAAAAGGUGCUUGCAAAGAAAGUCAUGCAAAGAAAGUGUAGUUAUAAAAACAGCUGUCAAUUUAGCAUGUGGGGCUUUGUCCUAUUAUGUGUUCUUUAAUGUAAUUUUAUACAUUUGACUUAAAGACAAUUCUUUUAAUUUAGCAUGAGAUACAGGCUCCAGUUAAUAGCGCUGUAUUAUGAGGACCGGCCUUGUUUUAACACAUGAUUUUAAUAACUGUAUUUAAACAAACUGCUACACUGAAGACUGUACGCUUAAGAGAAUAGAGUAAUUAGAUGUCAAAUAAUUUCUACAAGGUUAGUAGUAUGCACACAUCUGAAAUAUGACUUAUUUCUUGUUCUGCAGAACCUUUCAUUCAGAUGUUUCAGUCCGUAUCCAAAGUGAACACUCGUUUAUUCAUACAGCUCCUAUGCAAGCAGAUUUUCUCUCCAAAUUAUAGUGAGCAAGGCAUACUGAGCAUGAUCAGAGUUAGCCUUAAAAAUGAAAAAAAAAAAAAAAACAGGCUGGGAAAGAGCUCCCUAUUUGCCUCUGCCACCUUUGAACCUAUCUAAGUACCUUGUUUGCAAUUCUGCAUCAGAUACAGAUUGUUCCACUAUGACUGAUGCAUUGAAGAAAGCAAUUUGAAGCAAGUACCAUGUUAGACUAAUUUGCAUUUUAUAGGAAACUUUUUAGUGCAACCCUCUUCAACUGUUCUUAAUUCCUAGAAGAGAGAUAAAAGGAAAUUGUGCAAUAUUUUCAGAGUAAAUCAUACUACCUUGUCAUUCCAUAUUUUUCCCAUAAAUGUUAAUGUCUAUCUUGUUAAGUAUUAUAGCCAGAAUUUGUUUCUUUUACCUUGGAUGUUAAAUUGGCAAAUGAACCAUUUUUAAACACA
Messenger RNA from Crotalus tigris (Tiger rattlesnake), 3128 nucleotides. RefSeq names its product ring finger protein 11 (gene RNF11). The coding region runs from base 468 to 926 and encodes 152 amino acids. The record is from RefSeq and is a predicted model, not a curated record. Lineage: Eukaryota; Metazoa; Chordata; Lepidosauria; Squamata; Viperidae. The transcript is spliced from 3 exons.